UUCUGCUCUCUCUGUGGUGUUUUUCGUUUCUGUGUUUUCGGGGACGGGGCUUUUGGUGUGUGUUGUUUUGCCCCCGGCGCGCGCAUCGGAGUGUCUCCCGGACGGCAAGAUGUCCAGCCAUGUCCCGGCGGAUAUGAUAAAUUUGCGCCUCAUCUUGGUAAGCGGCAAAACAAAAGAGUUCCUGUUUUCCCCCAAUGAUUCUGCCUCUGACAUUGCGAAACACGUGUAUGACAACUGGCCGAUGGACUGGGAAGAAGAACAGGUCAGCAGUCCACAUAUUCUACGGCUUAUUUAUCAAGGGAGAUUUCUACAUGGAAAUGUCACAUUAGGAGCAUUAAAACUUCCUUUUGGCAAAACAACAGUGAUGCAUUUGGUGGCCAGAGAGACAUUGCCAGAGCCCAACUCCCAAGGCCAGAGGAAUCGUGAAAAGACUGGAGAAAGUAAUUGUUGUGUGAUCCUGUAAAUGCAGUCUGCUAAGUGUGAUGUGUGACACGGUCUGUCUUUCAUGCUGCUGGACAGAAGAGACCCAACAUUACUUGAGAACCCCUUAAGGACAGACUGCCUGUAAAUCCAUGGAACUGAUUGUCACAUGAGCAGUGUCAUUUUUUUCUCUUGAAAGUAAAAAAAAAACCAAGAACAUUUUUCACUGUGGUUUUUAUUUCUUGUAUUUUUAUGUUGAGCAGUUCUUAAACAUUGGUGUUUGAAUGCAGCCGAUUUCCAGGGGAAAAGGUAGCAUGUUGUCUUUCAUAGCAGAAACCCUUUUGCUGCCACAAAAAUUUUCAUCACCAGAACUAACAAAUCAAGUGUUCCAAAUACAGUUUGCACUAAAAAAAGGAUUGACAUUAUUUUCCUCAUCAGCAGAAUUGAUAGCAGUCUAUGGUACCUAGAAAUACUCGUGUAUACAAUUCCACACUGGAAGACACUCAGCAGUUAAUGGAGUUAAUUACUGGGCCAACUUGAGAGGAAAAAUGGCAAAGAAACUAAAAUGUUGGGCAAAUGCUACUGAAGUCAGCCGCGGUGGCUGCACUGGCACAGAAUACGAAACUGAGUGUGAUGAUUUUCACUGCAACAAAUGAAAAAACAAAACGUGCCUGUUGUCUAAAGCACUCAGUCGAGGGCUGCUGAAGCUGAUACUUUUCCCUUAUGACAUGCACUCGAGCCCUCCGGUAGCUGAGUGCUUGUUCCGAGCCCAGGAAGGGUGAGAGUGUGUCUCCUAGCCUUAAUGUGGGAGGGGGAUCCGGUCGCUCAUAGGCUUGCAUCAUGUGCAGAAAUCGUAGAAAACCUCAUUGGUCGAUUUUAUGUAUUUGAAUAUCAGCAAAUGGAAGUUUCCAAAUUUUUGCUCAUCUGUAGCCAUGUCCAGCGUCAUGCUUAUUCCUUAGAUUUCAGAUGAAUUCUGACAAUUAAAAAAAUCUCCAUAGUACUAAUUUUGUUUCUUUAGGUAGUUUGCAUUUGGUAUUAGUGCUUGCAAUCGUAUUAAAAUUAAAAGCUGAUUUUUACAGCAUAUGUGAUUAAGGAUGCCAUUUUUUUCUCUUAUUUCGUAUCAAUAAUUUAAAGAUUGAAAUGCUAAAAACAAUUUGCACAGCACUAAAGCAUGAGCUGAUUUCAUCUAAACCUGUAAAAAUAUGAAAGAUUUUAUAUUUUUUCACUGGGAAGACAUUCUUCCUGGAUGAAAUUACAAAUACGUGUAGAAUAUAUUUAAUAAAAGACUUAUAAAAUAACUAUAGAACUUAAAUAUAGAUUGGCGUGUAGCAUAUAGAACAAUAUUCCAUAUAAAUAACUUUAACCUUUAUAAAAAUGAAAUUGCAGGCUGACAGUAUGUUCUGUUCCUAUAAGCAUCCACAGCCCUUACAGACAUUACAUGUAAAUGGUUUCGAACAGUCAGCAUUGUUUAAAUGUAACCAGAUUAUUUUAUUCAUUGUUAAUGCUUUGAUGAAAAGGCUUUAUAUGCAGUAGGUCUACAAAAAUAUUGUUCAUACUGAUCAGAAUUAAAUUUGUAUAGAGCAGAGUUUUGAAAUGAAUGUAAAUAACACUAAACAUUUUCCUUCUGCAACCUGUACUUAUAGCUUCUUAAUGUAAAUGAAAUUAAAAAACAUCACAGUGCAUUUUGGUGGUAAUUUUAAAGGUCUCGAUUAGGUCGAUAAUUGUUUAAGCACUAUCUCAUCCAAGUUAAAAUUGUUUUCUACUUUUCUUUCUGAAGCUUUUGAAACUCAGUUAAUAUUCUGUUGUUGGUUUGAGAAGCAGUCCCAAUGUAUCUUUGAUAUUAAACCUGGUUAAUUUGUGCACAGUCACAAUGGAGAGAAUUGUGUAGUCUGUUAUCACUAAAAUGUUACAUUCAAGAGAUGUUAAAUAUUUAUAUGCUUUGUUGGUGAGGGCAAAUGUGAAUUCUGGUAGUGUUGACUAAAAAGAAUCUGGUAGUUACUUAAUUGAGCAGUUAAACCGCUUAUGGCUCUGUUCUUUUGUAAAACAAACUACUGGUAAUUCUUUUUAAUACCUAGUUUAAUUCUAAUUACUCUUUGUUUUUCCAAAGUUAAGGACUAUCAGUUAAUUAAGAUUGAAUUUUUAGGAUGGUUAAAAAUAAUUCUCUGUUGGUUUUCAAGAAGUUUUUCUGUGCUUUCACAUCAUGUAUUUUCCUCAAUUUAGAGUUUGCUAAAGGGGACGAACUGGUUCGGUGGUAGAGAAAGACUUAUGUCGCUUAAUACCUAAUAUAGUACCUAAUAUAGUUGUACAAAAUGGAAAAAGAAUUAAAAAUAGCAGUAAAAUUAUAUACUGAAAACACCAAAAAUUUAGAUGCCUUAAUAGUGUAUACAUGAAAAUACUCAAUUAUCCCUUUGAAAAUACUCCCGUGGACUGCCUGACAGUUAAAAUAUGAUUAAUCAAAAAUAAAAUAAUAGAAUAAAAUAAAAUAUGAUUAGUCUCAUCCAAGGUUACGUGUGAAGACCCCUCUGCCAGAGUGGCAGCUCACUUAGCCAAUGAGCUGCAGAGAUCCGGUCAUGUCAAUAAAGGUGAAUGAUGGGCUGUGUCCCUGGGCCACACUUGGUCUGCACUCAUCUCUAUCCAAGCUGGCCUAGACCUUGGCAGGCAUUCGGGACAAGGCGAAGCGCUUCUUUCUGAUUAAGACCUCAGCAUGUCUCCCUGAUCUGAACUCUGCUUUCUCAAGAUAAGUUGUAUCUUACCCUGAAAACUCUAGUAUCUAACGUGAUCAUUUGCAUUAAAUGAGGUUUUCUCAUAACAAACAUUUAUCCUUAGUUUUAUCAUCUUGACCAAUGUUACAGUAACUUCUGUUAGCUGAUUGUGGUAAACUAUGUUUCAUGUGAAAAGAAAUUAAAACUUUCUUCAUCUGUUGUA
Carlito syrichta (Philippine tarsier) is the source of this 3345-nucleotide messenger RNA. RefSeq names its product ubiquitin like 3 (gene UBL3). The transcript has 5 exons. NCBI's taxonomy places the organism in Eukaryota, Metazoa, Chordata, Mammalia, Primates, Tarsiidae. Gene Ontology annotation, molecular function: protein binding. The coding region runs from base 110 to 463 and encodes 117 amino acids. The record is from RefSeq and is a predicted model, not a curated record.